GUUUUUCUCAAUCGAUUUGGUACAUUUCUCCAAACUCAGGUAACAGCUCUCAAAACAGUUAACACAGUGAUCAGUACACUUUGUAAUUGUCCUAAACAGAUAGUAAAUUCUCCUUCAUUUCAUACAAAUCACAUAUCAAAAGCAUAAUUUUCUCAAAACACUGUGCACAAAAAUCCCAAAUUUUAUCACAGCAGUUCAUACAGCCAACCAAAUCUUUAAUAUAUCAGGAAAAACAUUUGUAACUUUUUCAUUGUUCUUCACAAAGAUCACAAGCAUUUUUGUACCAUUUUCAAAACACAACAAACAAAACUCUGUGAAUUGUAAAAUAGUCAGUUGCACACCUUGUGUCUUCAAUUAACGCCAAAUUGUUAUCUGAUGAGUUAGAAUCCACUCAACACAGAAAAAGCCAAUUUCCUAAUUGUUCACACAGCUGUCUUACGUAAUUACAACAACUACAAAAGGGGAAGAGAAGAAGAACAAAGAAGACAAAUGAGGAGAUACAGUAAGACAAAAAAAGAAGUAUGAGCAGUGGAAACAGAAGAGGUUUAAGAGUGAGAGGUGGUGGCCAGGGUAGAGGGAGAAGAGGAAGAGGAGAUAGAGAAAGAGAAAGAAGAGCUGAAGAUGUAGGAGGAAGAGCGAGAAGAGCUGAGGAUGUAGGAAGAGGAGAAGAGAUUGAAGAGAUGGAUGGAUUGGAGGGCAAUGGUAUAGUGGAAAGAGAAAAUAUAAGAAGAGGUGGACAGGGAGGAAGAGGAGGGCAAAGAGGAAGAGGAGGCCAAGGUGUAAGAGGAGGGAGGAGAGGUAGAAUGAGGGUAGGGUACACGCGUGUUUCAAAUGAAAUCAGAGCCACACUUAUUGACCAUGUCAUAAAUCAUGGUCUCUCACUGAGAGAAGCUGGCCAGAGAGUUCAGCCCAAUAUAAACAGAUCCACAGUGGCUUCAAUUAUCCGUACAUUUCAGAGGGAAAACCGAAUUGAAGUUAGAGAACAUUCAGGUGGACGAACAAGACUUUUUUCAGUUGAACAAGAGCAUGCCAUUGUUGACAUGGUGGUCCAGAACAACACCCUCCGCCUCAAAGAAAUUCAGCAAAGAAUAACACAGGACAAUCAACUGUUCCACAAUAUCCACCAAUGCAGUCUCUCCACAAUUGACCGUGUUCUAAGAAGAAAUGCUAUCCGAAUGAAGCAAGUAUACAAAGUGCCCUUUGAGAGGAACUCCGUUAGCGUGAAGGAGUUGCGAUUCCAGUUUGUUCAAAGAAUCUUGGAGUUGGAUAGUAGUGCAACUCAUUAUGAGUACCUGUAUAUUGAUGACGCAGGCUUCAAUCUUCAAAAAAAAGGAGAAGAGGGAGAAAUGUGAUUGGCCAUCGUGCUACAGUCAAUGUCCCUGGACAACGAGG
Messenger RNA from Siniperca chuatsi (mandarin fish), 1392 nucleotides. RefSeq lists its product as uncharacterized. The transcript has 3 exons. The coding region runs from base 522 to 1352 and encodes 276 amino acids. NCBI's taxonomy places the organism in Eukaryota, Metazoa, Chordata, Actinopteri, Centrarchiformes, Sinipercidae. The record is from RefSeq and is a predicted model, not a curated record.